Penaeus monodon (black tiger shrimp) is the source of this 2900-nucleotide messenger RNA. Its product is annotated as zinc finger protein 320-like. The coding region runs from base 139 to 2439 and encodes 766 amino acids. Gene Ontology annotation, biological process: regulation of transcription by RNA polymerase II. Gene Ontology annotation, molecular function: DNA-binding transcription factor activity, RNA polymerase II-specific; RNA polymerase II cis-regulatory region sequence-specific DNA binding. Gene Ontology annotation, cellular component: nucleus. The transcript has 8 exons. Lineage: Eukaryota; Metazoa; Arthropoda; Malacostraca; Decapoda; Penaeidae. The record is from RefSeq and is a predicted model, not a curated record.
CUUCGAUCUUCCAACAGCCAAUCACGAGCGAAAAUCCCGAAGUCGGCCAUGUUCUAUGCCCGAAGUGUGUAAAGAUGCUCAUAUAACGCUAGUUUUCUGCGUUUUUCGGACAGCCUGUGUACACAUCUUCCAAGGAAUAUGGCCGAGGAAGGUUGUGUGGAGAUAGGGGAGGCAAACACAGGCUGCAAGAUGGAGGAUACAACAUCCAGUCUAGGGGCUGCCCCUGUUGUCUGUUUGGUUUGCGACUGUGUGAUUAAGGAGCUCCACAGACAGGAUGUGCCCAAUGUGUUCCUUGAGAGUAGUGUGACAUCUCAUUCUCAGCAACAACUGGCAAACAUGCUGUCAGUCAUUAUAAAAAGUCCCCUAGAAUCAUCACAGGUCUAUUCCAAAACCCUUUGUCGAAGGUGCUUCAGGCUCUUGGAUGAACUAGAUGGUAUUGAGCAGCGGUCAGUAGUUCUAAAGACAACCAUUGAAGAGCUCUACAAUCGCUCGCUUCUGAGGCGCAUGAAAGGGCCUCGUGUGAACGAUGAAGAGACGAUUGGUGCUAUGGACUUGGGUUUACCUGAAGAUGACGAGGAAGAUGAUGGCUCUAAAAUCUCAGUGAAAGUGGAGCCUCUGGAUGAUGACGAUGACUUUCUGGCCGAUGAGCUGCGGCCAGAGGACCAGGGCAUCCGGCCUGAUGACCCAGAGUUCAACCCAGCACACGACAACACGUGGCGGAGCAAGUCACGUAGUAAGGGCAGGGGCAGGGGCAGGGGUCGAAGCAGAGGUCGUGCAAGAGGACGGGGCAGAGGGCGGGGCCCAGGGAGACCCCCAAAGAACAUAAAAGAUGAGGAAGCUGCAGCCAGUAAAGCUGGAGAAUCUCUUGGGGAGAAACUGGGGCAACUAGUCAACAAAAUACUAGGAGAUGAUGAGAGUGAAGAGCCAGUAGACAUGGAGACAGAAACUCCCACAACCUCAGUAGAAGAAGUGGAAGAAGAAGUGGAUGCCACAGAGAAGGCAUUACAGGUGACCCGCCCCCGGGAGCCUGGGAAGCGAGUCCCCGUGCUCUCUUGGAAGAUGCGGCUCAGCAUGGCCGAGCUGUCACGCAAAUCCAAGUCCUUGCCACAGUCUGAGAGCCAGAGGGAGGCUAAAAGGGAGCCAAAAGGCCCUGAGGAUGGCCAGGAGCUGAGGGCCAAGCGCCAGUACCGCAAGCGGCCACACAUCAUUCACCUGUGCAAAUUCUGCAUGAAGGUGUGCCCCACAGGAGAGAAGCUGAAGGAGCACCAGAGAACACAUGACUCCAUUGAGUGCCAAUUCUGUGGCAAGGUAAUGGCACGCAUUGGGGCCUGGGAAAACCACCUCAAGACCUUCCACAAUGUGGAGAUCCAGGUGCCAGGCAGUGAAGAGGCACUCAACCGUCCUAAAGAGGAGGUCGACUGCCGCAUCUGUGGCAAGCAGUUUUCCUCCAAGACUGCAUUGGCCUACCAUUCAAAGCUUCAUGAUGGUAAGACUUACACCUGUGACAUAUGUGGCAAAUUAUUCAACCAUCCAAGCAAUCUCAAGACUCAUAAACUAAGGCAUGAGAAAAAGAAUUAUUACUGUGACAAAUGUGGGAAGGGUUUUCACACAAACUUUGCCCUGCUUAUGCAUGAUAAUCAGUCACACCGCAUGGCCAAGUCAUGGAAGUGUAAGCACUGUGGGAAGGCAUUCACAAGGUGUGCUGCAUUCAAGGAGCACAUCAGAAUCCACACUGGAGAAAAGCCCUUUGAAUGUAAUAUUUGUGGUGUCAAGUUUAGGAAGAUUCACCACCUGAAGACUCAUGCCAAGCAGCAUGAACCCAAGAUGCGGGACGGGCCCUUCAAGUGUCAUGAGUGUCCCAAUGCUGUUUUCCUUCACAAAAUAUCUUAUGACAGACACAGGAAGUUUAAACAUGGCCAUGAAACCCUCAUUACUGAAGGAAAUGUCUUCCUCCCUCCAGAAAUUGUUAUCAAAGGUGAAUACAUAGUGCCAGAGAGUGAGGGUAGAGUCGGGACUGGCUAUGUUCUUGAGGGUGGGAUAGAUGGAGUUGAGGGCAUUGAAAUGGUGGGACUGGAUGAAGGGAGCCUAGGAACAGGCACUCAGGGAGGACAGUGCAUCAUUGUCCUCUCAGAAACAGCAAAUGAUGAUGAUGCAAACAGCCAGGCCUUCCUGCAGCAAGUUGAGGUAGCUGAAGACAUCAAGCCACAAUUGAUUUCACAGGAGGAGGAGGAGGAGGACGAAGAGGAGGAGGAAGAUUCUGAAGUUCACGACUUUGAUGAAGCACAGCUAGCCAGCUUGCAGGAACACAUUCAACUGAAUGACCAGAUGACAGCAGCACAGCUCCAGCAGCUGUCUGUAGCCACCCUCGAAGGGGGAAAGUUCCAAGUACAGAUGGAUGGAGAAACAUUUGAUGUUUAUACUGUCAAUCCUACAGAGUAGACUGUUGACCCAAGGCAUGCUGUUCUGUGAAUAGCAUGUGUAAAUAGAUAAUUACAGAGUUUAAUAAUUCAAAUACAAUGUAUUUGAUAAUGGUUGUAUUGCCAGACAGAGGGUGUUGCUUCUGUUUUUUCUUUAUUUACUUUUUAAGAAAUAUUUUGUCUGGCUUGUCAUUGGUAACAUGCAACAUCCAUUCUUUUUGUACAAGACUUGUGAAAAUUUUUAAUAGGUUAAUUUGGUUUGGUUUUGAAAUUUCUGAUAACAUUUGCAUUAGUGGAAAUAUAUUCCCAUGUGGGCAAAGUGUAAAUGUUCUUUCCUAAUGUUUACAGGAGUUUUAUUUUGUAUUUGUUUGUGGUUUCAUGCCCCCCCCCCCCUAAAUUUCAGUGUACAUAUUGUAAAUAUAAUACAUAUUUGUAAAGUGAUUUGAAUAUAACAUUUGAAUAUGCUUAUUUUUCACAAUAAAA